UGCAACGCUUGCCUCGCCGUCACUAAGCAACCAGCAUGUAAACAAGAUGGCGCCCUGGUUCUGAGCGUCCUGUUUCCCGGCAGCGAACAGCUGAGAGUAACAUUGGAGCAGCUGCCCCGGGGGUGGCACAUCGGCUCUCGGGUGAAAGAUGGCGCUAGUGGUGCUCAGUCCGGGGUUUCGAGAAGAGUUCAACUCUGGAAGCCCACGGGAGCUGGAGCACGAUGAGGGAAAUACUGAGAGAUGGAGAGCUCCCAGCCCUGCCAACAGCUCCGACUCAGGGGACUCUCUCAGUGACAGCGAGCUGGGUGAGAAAGACAUGUCAGCGAUGGAGACAGAGUCUGAUGGAGUGUUGCAAGAAGAGGCUGUCUCAGAGGGGCUGUCAGUGCUGGGUCGAUCUGCCACAGGUUCAGAACAUGUCUACUUGAAUCUUACCCUUGUUAAUCGUAGCCUGAGAAACAUUCAGAUUCUCUGUGGGUACAGCCACCUUCAGAAGUUGGAUAUUUCCCAUAAUGAGAUCAGUGACUUGUCUUGUGUGAGCUUCAUGACAUACCUCACUGAACUGAAUGCCUCUAACAAUAGGCUAAGCACGUUCUUUGAUUUCGUACCACCUAAAAAUCUUAUGGUGGUGGAUCUUUCUUAUAAUCAAUUAACACACAUGGCAGAUUUAUCUGCACACAAGGCUCUGACAAAGCUCAUUUUGAACAAUAAUAACAUAGGAGAGAUCAGUGGCCUAGACAAAUGCAGCAGUUUGACACAUCUAAACCUGGCUCACAACAGGAUCAACAAUAUAAGUGUCUUUGGAAAAUUACCACUUAAGGAGUUAUAUCUGAAUUCAAAUUAUAUUAAGAACAUCUCUGGCUUGGAGGAUCUAAAAUCUUUACAAAUACUCGACCUGUCCUGUAACCAGAUUUCUAACCUAGAAGGGCUGGAAGGACUCACCUAUCUCCUGUCUCUCAACCUAGAGGAUAAUGAAAUCUGUCAAAUUAGUGAAAUUACCUACAUUGAAGAACUCCCGCUACUACAUGUGCUAAAUCUGUUAAAGAAUCCAGUUCAGGAGCAACCAGAAUACUGGCUGUCUGUCCUUUUUAUGCUGCAGAAGCUAACUGAGCUGGAUCUGAAAAAGAUUAAAAUAGAAGAAAAGGUGGCAUCAGUGAAUAAGUAUGACCCACCCCCUGAAGUGAUUGCCACUCGAGAUCAUAUGGCCAAUGUUAUGUACAGUAUGAUCCAGCCUCAGAAGGUAUUUGACAGUACAUUACCAAAUAUAGAUACUCCAUAUCCUAUGUUAGUACUUACUGGACCUCAAUCGUGUGGAAAGAGAGAGCUUGCACAUAGAAUGUGCAGGGAAUUUAAAGAGUUCUUCCGAUAUGGGCCAUGCCACACUACCAGGAAUCCAUACUUUGGAGAAGAGAAGCGAUUUGAUUAUCACUUUGUGACACCAGAGGCAUUUGAAGAUAUGACCUGCUCGGGCCAGUUUCUUCUGACUAUGAAGUACAGCGGACACUACUAUGGAUUAAGCAGAGAAGCAGUAGAAUCAGUUGCCAGAGAAGGUCUUGCUUGCUGCACCCACAUGGAGAUUGAGGGCGUGAGAAGCUUAAAGAACUGUCACUUUCAACCACGCUACAUCUUACUUGUGCCCAUGAAUAAAGAAAAAUAUGAAGGUUGGCUGAGAAGAAAAGGCUUGUUCACUAGACCAGAGAUAGACGCUGCUGUGUCCAGAGUGGAUAUGUACCUUAAGAUAAACCAGGAAUUCCUAGGUUUUUUCGAUGCUGUUAUCAAUACAGAUGACUUAGAUGAAGCUUACUCCUCACUAAGAUUACUUGUUAAGGAAUACUUGGGUCUAACUGAUCCUGCCCAGUCAAGUCAAACUGUUGGCGGUACCAAAUCAGGAACAGAUUCAGGAAAAUCAUCAACUGGAUCAUUGCCAGCUAAACCCACACAGCCUGAACCCUCCAAUGACCUUCUUGAUUCUGCCACCAGAAACUACUCCAGCAGAGCAUCAGCAAAGCUGUUCUUACAGAAAAGCCCUGUGGAAGAAGCUUCCGUACAGAGGCGUCAACAGGCAGCACGACAGGCUUUAGCAGGGAAGAGCCCAGGCACCUACACCCAACUGUUUCAGAGAGGCCCUGUCACUGCUCCAGCAACUGUUGGCACACACCGUCGCCUAUUAGACCCUACAUCUUGUUCAUCAAUGCUACCAAGUGGAAGUAAUGUCACUGCUGAGCGCAGUUUUCCUCCAGCAAGUACUGAUACCAGUUCCAGAGAUUCUCGGCCUAGCUCUGGACUCUCACUACUCUCCUCCGCUGGAGCCUUUUCUGCAAGAAGAUCUUCCUCCCAGCCAACUCCUGUCAUUACUAUCCACUCUCCUCCAGAAGACAGAAUAGAACCACUAGAUCUAUCAGGCAUUAAGCAAGGAUCCGACAAUAUAUCAGAUCAUUGUGAGAAUGGAAAUACCCCUGAGACACCUCGGCUGCCUUCUGAUCACUCUGACACACAAACAGCCAAAUCAUCGGCCAGGCCCCCAGCUCAUACAAGUCGUCCAGGCUCCAACACUAAACCCAUUCUGCCCCCUAUUCCUUCAGGACGCAGGAAGUCUUCUACUUCCACAUGAUUUCAAAGAACAGUUCUGCCUGUUGUAUCAGGCUGGCUUGUAACAAUGUAUGGCGCAGCAUCAAAGCUAAUGGAAAAAUGUUGAUCAAAUUAAAAAAAAAUAUGUUCAACUGCAUGGAUGAGUGCUAGUGCAAAGCUUUAUCUGCCUCUCACCCCACUUAAUUUUAAAGAACUAAAAAUUAACUAAUUAAAUAGGCUGGAAAUGUACAUUUUGUUUUUGGCUUCUGUACCAGCCCAAGGCAACCACAGCCCUUUAGUAGGGAAGAUCUGUGCCCCCAAAGAUGCCCCAGUAGCUCCCCAUAUUCUUUUCUGCUGAUUCACUAUGUCCUCUGUGCUGCGGUCAGUUACUGAUCUUAGGGACCAACUCACAAUAUUCUGUAUAUAUAGAAUAUAAAUGUCACAAUAUAAAGCUCAUUAGUCAUUUAUUAAGGUUUUCAUUACAUAGCAGCACUAAACUAGUGCAAUUAGCAUUAAAAUGUAAUAAUCCACUCUGAAGAAUGUGUUUGUGAGAGGCCAGCUUCAUUUUCUGCUUUAUAAUCUGUAACGACCCCUAAACUUAGUUUCUCAACAGCUGCUCAGAGCGCACUGAAUAUUCAACAAAAUUCAAGAUGGGGAGCUCCUGUGCUUAACUUUAAAUAGCUGAAUCAUUAAUGUUAUAGUAACUUUAGGCUGGUGCAGUAAGUUCAAAAUAUAAAAUAUGGCAUUUCUAUCAAUACUUAUUUUUAAGUCUUUUAUGCAAUAUAUUUUGCUUGACCAUAUCUUGCACUAUUUUGUAUUUAAGAUGAAAUAUUAGUAUCAAUGGCUUUAGUGACUGUAGAAGUCCACAUUUUUUUCAAUGCCUGUACCACUGAGUGAAUAAAGUUACAUGUGCUUUGCUUUUUAUUAAUUUA
Molecule: messenger RNA, 3497 nt
Organism: Xenopus tropicalis (tropical clawed frog)
Lineage: Eukaryota; Metazoa; Chordata; Amphibia; Anura; Pipidae
Gene: lrguk
Product: leucine-rich repeats and guanylate kinase domain containing
Exons: 20
Coding region: 149-2608 (819 amino acids)
Molecular function (GO): kinase activity; transferase activity; nucleotide binding
Source: RefSeq, a predicted model, not a curated record